AUGUCCAUUAAUCAAUUAUGUCGAGUUUUAUAUCCAACACGAUUAUUAUUUAAAACAAAAAAAUGGAUAUUAAUUUGUUGUGGCAUUCAAUGGUUUUUAGCAAUAAUAGCACCUAUUCCUUUGAUUACUCGAUCAGCUGAGACAUGUGAAGGGUUUAUAACACGAUUUAUAGCAGAUAUAUACAUAUUAAUUAUUGUCAUUAUAUUUCCAUGUACUAUAAUGAUAGUCGUUCAUUUGAUUAUAUUUCUUCAUACAUGGUCAUCUGGUCGACGUGUGGCUCCAGCAGGGAAUAUGUUAGCAAGACAAACAACAUCUCAACCUGUUUUUAACGAUCGAGAAAAAAGUCUUUUAAAGCAUAUUAUUGCUAUGAUGCUUGUAUAUGUUAUAGGUUGGAUUCCACUUUAUAUUUGUCGAAUAAUUUAUGGAAUUCUAUUUCAAUUAACAUUGACAUUUAAAAUUUUAACAGCUUUGCCUAUCAUUAGUGCUUGGAUUAACAUUAUGAAUAUGUUCAUGUACCAUCAUGAAUUUCGACAAUAUGUUAAACAACACGUUUCCCGAAUUAUCAAAGGCCCUCCAGCACAAGUGACUACUAUUGCUACUACUACUACACGAACAUAA
This is a messenger RNA of Adineta steineri, 618 nucleotides long. Lineage: Eukaryota; Metazoa; Rotifera; Eurotatoria; Adinetida; Adinetidae. The record is from the annotation of a GenBank genome assembly.